Messenger RNA from Paramuricea clavata, 719 nucleotides. The record is from the annotation of a GenBank genome assembly. NCBI's taxonomy places the organism in Eukaryota, Metazoa, Cnidaria, Anthozoa, Malacalcyonacea, Plexauridae.
AUGGCAGAUGCCAAUGAAGACGGUUUAGAAAACGAUCACUUCGAAACGCAUGAAGAGGACGAAGAAAGCCUCAUUCGCUACUAUUUCUAUAGAGGUUUUGAUUAUAAGGAAAUCGUUUUAUUUUUAUUACAAAAUCAUGAUAUUCAGAUGAGCAUGGCCACAUUUAAACGACGAUUGCGAAGGUACGGACUUAGGUGGCAGCUACCAGAAUAUGACAUUGACGAAGCAAGGGCAUCCAUUCAAAGUCUUAUUAAUGGUCCUGGAUGUUUGCAAGGAUACAGGUCCGUAUGGCAUACACUGCAGCUUAGAGGAGUUAGAAUACCGCGUAUUGUUGUACAACAACUUCUGAAAGAGUUAGAUCCUGAAGGGACUGAAAUGCGAAAGGCUCACCGGUUAAAAAGAAGAAGAUAUCACAAUCCUGGUCCGAACUAUUCUUGGCAUUGUGACGGGUACGAUAAACUCAAGCCUAUUCAUGGAUGUAUCGACGGCUGGAGUAGAAAAAUACUAUGGUUAUACGUAACGAGAUCAAAUAAUCAACCAAAUAAUGUAGCUGCAUAUUAUCUAGAUGCUGUGGAAGAAUAUGGCGGAUGUCCAGUUGAUCUUGUGACUGACCUUGGCACAGAGAAUGGCACAAUGGCAGCAAUCCAAUCAUUUCUAAGAGAUGACCCAGAUAGUCACAGAUAUGUGCCGUCGCCGCGAAACCAACGAAUAGAGGCUUG